GGAAGGGAAUUGGAGGGACUGCCAUGGCCGUCCUUGCUCAGUUGUCAGUUUCUGAACGUUUGCACAGAAGCACGCAUGCAUUAAUUCACCAUGUCACAACACAAUCUUCCAAGCAUUACAUUUUCAUAUGAAAAAUUAAAUACACGUUUCCCCCAAUAUUUCCUAUACGAUUCCCUUUUAAAGUUUCAUACAUGCAUAAAAAAUACUAUUCUGUAACUACCUAAUAUACAUAUACACGUAUAUAAAGGGCUUUGUCUCCAUCUAGUGUGCAAAAGUGGAAACGGCAGGAGUCGAUCCAUUUUCUGAACAACCCUCCAUCUCGACCAAUCAUAGCGCUCGUUGUUUCUAGGUCGCCUUCUGUGUCAAGGUGGAUCGACAUUUUGAGAAAACAACACCGGGGGAAGAGAUAAACAACUAUGUCUUCUUUAGGAAGGGCCAUGGGUGUCCUUAGGGCCGGGAUGCAGCUUCUUACACGUGGACCUCAGAAAAUAGUAACCCGAAAAGCUGGUGGUGGACCACACAUAGAGGCCCAGUACAGGCAAUUCCCACAACUCACCAAGAGCCAGACGUUCCAAGCUGAGCUCCUUAGCAGUGCCAUGUGGUUCUGGAUCCUGUGGCACUGCUGGCAUGACCCAGAUGCAGUGAUGGGUCACUUCCCAUGGCCUGAUGCAUCCGCAUGGACAGACGAGGAACUGGGGAUCCCAGCUGACGAUGAGGAAUGAGGUGCCCUCUACCCCACUGACCCCAGACCUUGUGUGUGUGUCCGGUCGCUACCCGAGUACCUGGUGGUCACAACGGUGUCCCGAGAGGCUUUGUUGUACAUAGACCAAGAAAUAAAAUUCAAUUUAUUCUGAAACAUA
Molecule: messenger RNA, 860 nt
Organism: Oncorhynchus gorbuscha (pink salmon)
Lineage: Eukaryota; Metazoa; Chordata; Actinopteri; Salmoniformes; Salmonidae
Product: NADH dehydrogenase [ubiquinone] 1 beta subcomplex subunit 2, mitochondrial-like
Exons: 4
Coding region: 417-722 (101 amino acids)
Cellular component (GO): mitochondrial inner membrane
Source: RefSeq, a predicted model, not a curated record